This is a messenger RNA of Venturia canescens, 2974 nucleotides long. RefSeq names its product ras-like GTP-binding protein Rho1 (gene Rho1). NCBI's taxonomy places the organism in Eukaryota, Metazoa, Arthropoda, Insecta, Hymenoptera, Ichneumonidae. Gene Ontology annotation, biological process: small GTPase-mediated signal transduction. Gene Ontology annotation, molecular function: protein kinase binding; GTPase activity; GTP binding. The transcript has 5 exons. The record is from RefSeq and is a predicted model, not a curated record. Bases 422 to 1063 code for a protein of 213 amino acids. Gene Ontology annotation, cellular component: cytosol.
CGUGUUUUGUCGUUAUUAGCGAUUAACGAAUCCACCGUUACGUUUUUGUUUUUUUUUCUCUUGAGAGAGCGCGCAUAAAACGAAGACUGGGAGAAAUAAUAAAAAAAAAAAAAAACGGAACGGAGAAGGGAUAUUGUACUGUAUACUCGGCGACCGAGAAGCUGAAGGAGUGCCAUGCGUUGCGAGUCUACGGAAAAAUAGUCCCCCAACGAAUCGACAGAGUUAUUUCACUCGUUCAUUUUUUACACUUCGAUAAGUUCGUCGCCGAAUUUUAUAUUGUUAAAUUCAGAUCCAUAUAUAUAAUAGUCAGAGAAAAAAAAGCAAAACAGCGAAGUAUAAAGGAUUAUUCCGAGGCAAAAACUUUUCGACACGAGUUCGCGUUUUAGUGAAGUGUGAAGACGCGGAAAGAAAGACUAAAAACAUGGGAUGCAUUGUGGGCCGAAACCUCGGCCCAGACGAUACGGGGUACCCUGGAUCAGGUUUCAUGGCGGCGAUCAGGAAGAAACUGGUGAUCGUGGGCGACGGUGCCUGUGGUAAAACUUGCCUGCUGAUAGUAUUCAGUAAAGAUCAAUUUCCUGAAGUUUACGUGCCUACUGUUUUCGAAAACUAUGUGGCCGAUAUCGAGGUCGACGGUAAACAAGUUGAACUCGCCCUAUGGGAUACAGCUGGUCAAGAGGAUUACGAUAGGUUGCGUCCACUCUCGUAUCCGGACACGGACGUAAUCCUCAUGUGUUUUUCCAUCGACAGUCCCGAUUCAUUGGAGAACAUUCCCGAGAAAUGGACGCCCGAAGUUAAACACUUCUGUCCUAACGUACCAAUUAUUCUCGUCGGUAAUAAAAAGGAUCUUCGCAAUGAUCCUAGCACGAUUAAAGAACUUGGCAAAAUGAAGCAAGAACCGGUAAAACCCGAGGAGGGCAGAUCAAUGGCUGAAAAAAUAAAUGCCUUUGCAUACCUCGAGUGCUCUGCCAAGAGCAAGGAAGGUGUUCGAGAGGUCUUCGAAACGGCGACCAGAGCCGCGUUGCAAGUAAAGAAGAAGAAGAAGGGAAAGUGUAGGCUGCUUUGAGGUAUAUUACGAGAACGGGCCCAACGCCGACAAGUGAAGAACACACAAGGAAUUGCGGAGCUAGCUGCAACGAAGCUAGUCGUAAUGCCGGAGGCCCCCCCAGCAUAAACUAUGAUACACUAAUAUCUUAUCUUUAAUUACUUUACAUAAUAAACAACAAAGAAAACAAAAAGGAUAAAGAACAUCAGAUUAACAAAAAUAGCAACAUGUAAUGCAAAAGUUCAUAAGAAUUACGAGAAAAAAAAAACAAAUAUUCGAGAAGAAACGAGUAAAUUUUUAAUACGAAAACAAACGAAAAACAAAACAUUACCAGCAAUCGAGAAAAUCCACACGAUACGAUAUACAUAUCUCAGAUAUAUGUGUGCGUAUUUAAAUGACUCUUUAAUUGUAUCUCAAAGUAAAUGAAGAAAAAUGCUACAAGAAGACUUGACUGACUACGAAAAUCGUCAUCCCUCAACAAUUCACAAAUACAACACGCAAUUAUCUUCGCGUAAUAACUUUGAUCAUCACUGCAUCUAAUUCUCAAAAGGCGGUUUACAUCCUUUCUUUUUUAUUUUUUUUGUUCCGUUAUAUUUUUUUAAAUUGGAGUUGUAUUUCGUUUCGGCAAUGAACUGUCAAUACGUAUGAAGAACAGGAGAGUUCUGCGUACAUUGGAGAAAAAGAAUGAGGGAGCAAGCAGUAGGUGCACGAGGGGAGUAGGAAUAAAUACAAUUUUUUUGAAUAUUGCAAUGAAAUAGUAGAAAAGACGACGAAUGUAGAGGGGGAUGGAGAAAAAAAAUUAAAUAGUACGAAGUUCGAGUGCGAAACUUGUCUUUUGUACGGCUCGUAAUUGCAUGAAGCAUUGUAAGAUUUUUUAAAUUCAACUGCAAAAGAAUAAUGAGAGAAUGGGGGGAAAAAGUGAACAUUUCUAUUUUAAUGUGAACGUGCAUAAAUAGACUAUACCAGAUCACUUUGAUCAUUAAAAAUACCACAUAGGCUAAAUGUAUUAUUAUUAUUAUUAUCAUUAUUAUAUUAUAUUAUAUUAUAUUGUAAUACGUUGACACUAACAUAACGAAUUGUAAUAGCAGCUAUAUUAUAUUUAUGUACUCCGAAAAAUUAGCAGCGACCUCCUGUAUAGCUUUUUAAUGAUUAUUCGUGAUUAUCAACCCCUCAUAAUGGACGCAUGCAACUCAAAAAACCUUACGAGAACAAUUAUUGCCGGAGUUUUAUACAUAUUGGAACGAAACAAAAUAUAGUUUGAGCGUUUUAUCAGGAUUAAUAUUUUUCUUUUUUUUUUCUAUUCAACAAAACAAGAAAUCAAUAAUAAUUUCGUAACGACUUGCGAGAGAUUAUCACGACUGGCAAAGAAGCGAAAAUAUAUAUGUCCAGAUAUAUAUUUAUAUUAUACAUUUUUUUUCAUCAAGCCGUAGUUCACGUAAAUAAGAAUUCGUCACGUUUUUUAUUGACCAAGUGCCGAUUUCGCAAAAAAAAAAGAAAAAGGAAAAAAAAACUAUAUAUAACGACAGUCGAACUCUAAACUCGAAUGCUUCGCGCGCAAUAAAUGUUGCGCAAAUUUACUGAAUAAAAUAAUAAUCGCAGCUUCAUCAUUUCAUGUGAAUACAAUCAAUUGUUAUAAUUUAUAUAGUACGCCUCGAACUGCCUCGAAGAUGAAGAGAAAAAACAUUAUUUCUCAAUGAUUCAUUUGUGCGGAGAGAGAAAAAAGUUCGUCGCGUCGCUGGAUGAAAGGAAUUGGUGUUUGAUUGUGUGUAUUUGCGGAAACGCCUUCGAUCCGGUUUGCGACGACAAUUUGCCGAGCCAAGAAAUCAACGUCCUGGAGCAUAAAAUCUUCAAAUCGAUUCGUCUGGGACAACUGGAAUAAUUUCAAUGUAUUUCUUUCUAAUAACUCUCGAAAAUGCAAAAUUUCACAAUUUA